Molecule: messenger RNA, 2227 nt
Organism: Pseudocercospora fijiensis CIRAD86
Lineage: Eukaryota; Fungi; Ascomycota; Dothideomycetes; Mycosphaerellales; Mycosphaerellaceae
Exons: 6
Coding region: 97-1767 (556 amino acids)
Biological process (GO): gluconeogenesis
Cellular component (GO): cytosol
Molecular function (GO): ATP binding; phosphoenolpyruvate carboxykinase (ATP) activity
Source: RefSeq, a predicted model, not a curated record
CUUCCAGACGCCUCCAACGCCUUUGUCCAAGAGAGCAUCCCCAAGCAGCAACAGAGCAACUUUCACUCGCCCUCAUUGAAGAGGUCCACACGCACAAUGGUCGCUGAACGAGUCAACAAGACGGCUCUGCACCCUGGUGGUGUCGAGCCCAAGCACGAGCACACCGAAUUGGAAGAAGAACUGCACGACCGAGCGCACAUCGACUACGAUCGCGUGGCCAUUAUUGCCAACCCCUCGGUCGCCGCCCUCUACGAAGAUGCCUUGGUCUACGAGACCGGCUCCGCCAUCACAUCGACCGGUGCCCUGUCUGCAUACUCCGGAGCCAAGACCGGCCGUUCGCCCUCGGACAAGCGAAUCGUGAAGGAGGAAGGGUCAGAGAGCGAGGUCUGGUGGGGACCAGUCAACAAGCCCAUGACGCCAGAGGUCUGGAGAAUCAACCGCGAACGCGCCGUCGACUAUCUCAACACGCGAAACCGCAUCUACGUUAUCGACGGAUAUGCUGGCUGGGAUGAGCGCUACCGCAUCAAUGUGCGAGUCGUCUGUGCUCGUGCUUACCAUGCGCUCUUCAUGUACAACAUGCUUAUCCGCCCGUCACGCAAAGAGCUCGAGCACUUUCAUCCGGAUUAUGUUAUUUACAAUGCUGGGGCUUUCCCGGCUAAUCGAUAUACGACUUCGAUGACGUCGAAUACUUCGGUUUCUAUCAACUUUCAGGAGAAGGAGAUGGUUAUUCUUGGUACUGAGUAUGCUGGUGAGAUGAAAAAAGGAAUCUUCACCGUCCUCUUCUACGAGAUGCCAGUCAAGCACAACGUCCUGACUCUGCACUCUUCCGCAAACGAAGGCAAGGACGGCGAUGUGACUGUCUUUUUCGGCCUCUCGGGAACGGGAAAGACCACGCUAUCCGCAGAUCCCAAGCGUGCCUUGAUCGGUGAUGAUGAGCACUGCUGGAGUGAUCGAGGUGUCUUCAACAUCGAAGGUGGAUGCUACGCCAAGUGCAUUGGUCUGUCCGCCGAGAAGGAGCCCGACAUCUUCAACGCCAUCAAAUUCGGUUCGAUCCUCGAGAACGUCGUCUUUGACCCAGUAUCUCGUGUUGUAGACUACGACGACACCACUCUUACCGAGAACACCCGCUGCGCCUACCCAAUCGAGUACAUCGAGAACACCAAGAUCCCUUGCAUCUCCACCAACCACCCAUCAAACAUCAUCCUCCUCACUUGCGACGCUCGCGGUGUCCUCCCACCAAUCUCAAAACUCAACUCGGCCCAAACCAUGUACCAUUUCAUUUCCGGCUACACUUCCAAGAUGGCAGGCACCGAACAAGGCGUCACAGAACCACAAGCAACCUUCUCCUCCUGCUUCGCACAACCCUUCCUCGCCCUCCACCCAAUGCGCUACGCAAAGAUGUUGGCAGACAAGAUCGAACACCACAACGCCAACGCCUGGCUCCUCAACACCGGCUGGACUGGCGCGGGUGCCACCACCGGCGGCAAACGUUGCCCACUCAAAUACACCCGUGCCAUCCUCGACGCCAUCCACAGCGGCGAACUCGCAAAAGCCGAGUACGAAACAUAUGACGUUUUCAACCUUUCCGUACCAAAGCAAUGUUCCAAUGUCCCCGACGAACUCCUCAAUCCAAAGAAGGGUUGGACUGGAACUGCGGAUUUUGGAGACGAAGUUACCAAGCUUGCGGAACUUUUCCAAGAGAAUUUCAAGAAAUAUCAAGAUGAGGCUACGCCGGAGACGAUUCAGGCUGGGCCGGUUGUGCAAUAGACAGACAGAUCAUUGACGUUUUUGAGGUGUGGUACUUGAUGAAAGAGGUGAUUUUUUUUUUGAUAUACCAUGCAUGGCAUUGGACGUGCGCCGCAUGCACGAUUUUUUUUUUUUCUUGGAUGAAGGAUGAAUGAAUGGAAGCGAUCAGUGCUAAGUUAGGCAAGGCAUUAGAGAGAGAGAGAUGAUAAGAGAAUGAAAGAGAAAGACUUGGGGAAAAUAUUUUUUUUCGGUCGAUGGAGAGAGAUGAUGAAAUCAAGAAAUCACGGUUCAAGGGUUUUGUUGCGUCUUGUUGAAGUGAGUGAUAUUUCAUGAUUUUUCCGGGUCGAUUGCUAGCUAUUGUAUGACUUUCGAUGGUUUCAGAAGGUAUUAGUAAGUGCCCGGCUCGCUGUCCUCCCUAUUUAUAAUAGAAAGAUGUUAGUGGAAUUCAGAGCGAGAUGCGCAUCUGCUGGAUCUCAAGAGG